AAUCAACAUCUAGUUAUUCCAACUCCAUAGUACUUUACGAUAUCACUAGGGUGCACUUUUACAGCGUGGGGGAGUCACUGUAAGACUUCUGGACGUCGGACUGGCCGGGUCCAGACCUGGGGAAAACGUACCCCACAAUAACUCUACUGCGAAAAUAAUUUAUUCUCUCAUCUUCUCCAUGUCCCCUGCAAAAGUCCCUUAGCCCACCUUGAUAUCAUCACAAGACCAAUCUCCUUUUUAUACCUGCCAUUUAUAACUUUGUCCGCCUAAUCUAAGUUCUACGAAGUCGCAAGCCUACCUUUCCCCGGAUUCAAAUCUCAAUUUAGACGACACCUAGCAAAAUAAAAAUAUUAUCAAUUUUGAAGAGUCUUCAUUGUACGCGACAGUAUGGAAGCUCUUCAGCUGGCACAGAUGCUAGCAGAUCUCAAUGAUCUCCAAGCUGCUCAAGAUCAAUCUGCCGCGAAAAAUUUGGUGAGCGUCAAUCGAACGCUCGACCGAAAGGAACACCUACAGCAACAGCCAAGAAGCGUCCCCGAAGGCAGGGUGACAUCCCAAGCUAGUCGCAUGACGGACAAGUUUGGCCGUCGUAUGCUUACACCACCAUUGACGAGAACAAACUCGGCAUCGCCAUCUAUGCCUGGCAGUCCUCUUGGAGGAGAGCGACCGGAUGCCGAUAUUGAUAGAGCCUCUACACUACUUUCCUUAUACGAAAUCCGCGCUAAAUUGAGGGAGCAAGACAACAGCGGCUUAAUCAAGGCGCGCGAGAAGAUCAAUGCCCUCGCCGCGAAACAGCAGACUCAGGUGGUCACCGAGCACAAACACGAACGAAAAGAAAUCAACCGGCUAAGCUACCCAAAGUGAUCACGACACAGCUCGACUGAAUAUUCCCUAAAUUUCUAAUGACCAAUUGCAUUAUGAUCAUCAAUCAUUGGCGUUACAAAGGAUCGAGCGGACGAUGGGAAGCGGACAAGAAAACACAAACGAGCAAGGGUGCUCCUGGGAUAAAACGGCGUAUGAACUGGCUAAAAACUACUGAGUUGUGUGCAUUGACGAUUUGCUACUGGCCCGGCUACUAUGAUUCGGAAUAUGAUUACGGUUAUGGGUGGAUUUUGAUUGAUGGGGUUUAAUGCUAAUAACGGUAAAAUGGCACAGAAUAUAUGAUUUAUCGCUCUUCAGCGUUUCUCUACAUCUAUCACGACCCUGCCUUGUUUUAUUUUACGUGCUCGCCGAUGACCCUAAAGACAUCGGACU
This is a messenger RNA of Daldinia decipiens, 1251 nucleotides long. RefSeq lists its product as uncharacterized. NCBI's taxonomy places the organism in Eukaryota, Fungi, Ascomycota, Sordariomycetes, Xylariales, Hypoxylaceae. The record is from RefSeq and is a predicted model, not a curated record. The transcript is spliced from 3 exons. Bases 388 to 861 code for a protein of 157 amino acids.